Molecule: messenger RNA, 1031 nt
Organism: Fragaria vesca subsp. vesca
Lineage: Eukaryota; Viridiplantae; Streptophyta; Magnoliopsida; Rosales; Rosaceae
Product: protein PEROXIN-4-like
Exons: 6
Coding region: 332-805 (157 amino acids)
Source: RefSeq, a predicted model, not a curated record
GAAGGAAACAAUUAACAGAGGAAAUUUGAGUAUAGAGUAACAUUAUAUUUUUCAUUAAUCUUUGUCGUUACAGAGAGAUAUUUGUACUAUUUUUCUUUUUCACAAAAGCUCGAUGCAAUACAGUGAUAUAAUUCGUCUAGUGGCGUGGCGCUUGCUUAUUGGUCAAUAGUUGUCCUUACAAUACCACUUCCCGCACGCCAAUUCCUAUAGAAAUCCCUCUUCCCUCGUAGAUCUUGGAUUCUGAGCAAAGCAAUCCUCUCUCAUCGCUCACCGGAAUAAAGAACUCUCAGAAGCUGUUCAGGAUAUUGGGCUCUGCGAUUAAAAGUUUAAGAUGCAGGCAUCAAGAGCUAGGCUUUUCAAGGAAUACAAAGAGGUUCAACGAGAGAAAGUUGCAGAUCCAGAUAUUCAGUUAGUUUGUGAUGACUCCAACAUUUUUAAGUGGACGGCUCUCAUCAAGGGACCAUCGGAGACUCCGUUUGAGGGUGGCAUAUUCCAGCUUGCUUUUGCAGUGCCUGAGCAGUAUCCAUUGCAACCUCCACAAGUCAGGUUCUUGACAAAAAUAUUCCAUCCAAAUGUGCAUUUCAAGACAGGAGAGAUAUGCCUUGACAUUUUGAAGAAUGCAUGGAGCCCUGCUUGGACACUUCAGUCUGUUUGUAGGGCUAUAAUUGCUUUAAUGGCCCAUCCAGAACCUGAUAGCCCGCUGAACUGUGAUUCAGGCAAUCUUCUGCGUGCUGGCGAUAUCAAGGGGUACCAUUCCAUGGCAAGAAUGUACACUAGGCUUGCCGCCAUGCCCAAAAAAGGUUGAAGUGUUGUGGUGUAUGUAACUUCUCUUCUCAAUUGUAGGGCUUCGGCCACCUUGUAUGGGAUUGUGUAAUAAUAUUGUCAAAUUUCAUUGGGGGUUCAUCUUCUUGUUCCAGCACUUUAACAUGUAAAAAAAAUAAAAAAUAGUAGCUGACAUUCAUUUUUUAAUAUGAUGGUUCUGUAGAAUUAUUGCUAAAUUUUGCGGAAAUAAAGUUACCAGCUAAACAAAA